AGGGCAGGGGCAGCGGCCGCAGCCGCAGCCGCGCCUGACAGCGGCCCCGCGCCGCAGGAUCCGCGCCCCGCAAGGACGUGCUCCACGAGCUGCCAGGCGCGAUUACGUUGUUUUUUUCCCCCCACCCACCCCUUGAACUUGUUGCUUGGCGCUCGGCGGUGGCGGAGGGGGGUGGGGGUGGGGGAAAGCCUUAUUAUCGAUGUCCCUUUGGAUGCGAUCAAGCUUUCUCAGGAGCAACUACUUCCCCGCCGUUCCCGGCGGGGCGCGGAGAUCUAGCGGCAGAGCUCGUAUUUCCAAAAGUCUCUAUGCAACUGAGCGCUCUCGCCAGACUUUCACAGUGGCUGGACCAGAACUGUCUCUAGAUUGACUCCCUUAGCUGUAAUAGGUGUUUGGAAUCAUGGCGGCAGGUGUAGCAGCUUGGUUACCCUUUGCCAGGGCAGCAGCCAUAGGAUGGAUGCCAGUGGCUACUGGUCCCAUGCCAGCUGCUCCACGGCAGGAGAGAAAGCGAAGCCAGGACUCUCUGAUUGUACUGAAUGUGAGUGGCAUCCAGUUCCAGACAUGGCUGGACACCUUAGAGCGCUACCCUGACACUCUGCUGGGCAGUUCAGAGCGGGACUUCUUCUACCACCCUGAGACACAGCAGUACUUUUUUGAUCGGGACCCUGACAUUUUCCGCCAUAUUCUCAACUUCUACCGCACUGGGAAGCUCCAUUAUCCCCGCCAGGAGUGCAUCUCAGCUUAUGAUGAGGAGCUGGCCUUCUUUGGCAUCAUCCCUGAGAUCAUUGGUGACUGCUGUUACGAGGAAUACAAGGAUCGACGGCGUGAGAAUGCUGAGCGCCUGCAGGAUGAUGCUGAUACGGAUCACGUAGCUGAGAGCUCCCUACCCUCAAUGACAGCUCGUCAGAGGAUGUGGCGGGCCUUCGAAAACCCACACACCAGUACCCUGGCUCUGGUCUUCUACUAUGUCACUGGUUUCUUCAUUGCCGUCUCCGUUAUUGCCAACGUGGUGGAGACAGUGCCCUGUGGGGUAAGCCCGGGGCGCAUCAAGGAGCUGCCCUGUGGAGAGCGGUAUGCGGUGGCUUUCUUCUGUCUGGAUACCGCCUGUGUGAUGAUCUUCACAGUUGAAUAUCUCCUACGUCUUCUGGCAGCUCCCAGUCGCUACAAAUUUGUGCGCAGUGUCAUGAGUAUCAUUGAUGUGGUGGCCAUUAUGCCAUAUUACAUUGGUCUGGUGAUGACAGAUAACGAGGAUGUCAGUGGGGCUUUUGUGACAUUAAGAGUCUUUCGUGUCUUCAGGAUCUUUAAGUUUUCCCGCCACUCACAGGGUCUGCGCAUCCUGGGCUAUACCCUGAAAAGUUGUGCCUCGGAGUUAGGCUUCCUCCUCUUCUCACUCACUAUGGCCAUCAUCAUCUUUGCCACAGUCAUGUACUAUGCAGAGAAAGGUUCAUCAGCCAGCAAGUUCACCAGCAUCCCUGCAGCCUUCUGGUACACCAUCGUCACCAUGACAACACUGGGGUAUGGUGACAUGGUGCCAAAGACAAUAGCUGGAAAGAUUUUUGGUUCAAUAUGCUCCCUGAGUGGGGUCUUGGUCAUUGCUCUGCCAGUUCCUGUAAUUGUCUCCAACUUCAGCCGUAUAUACCACCAGAAUCAACGAGCAGACAAGCGCAGGGCACAAAAGAAAGCCAGGCUUGCUCGAAUCCGUGCAGCGAAGAGUGGGAGCGCUAAUGCCUACAUGCAGAGCAAACGAAAUGGCUUGCUGAGUAACCAGCUGCAGCAGUCCUCCAAUGAAGAAGAACAGGCCUUUGUUGGCAAAUCUGGCUCUUCCUUUGAAACACAGCACCACCACCUGCUUCACUGCCUGGAAAAAACCACGAACCACGAGUUUGUGGAUGAGCAACUCUAUGAAGAGAGCUGUAUGGAGGUUUCUACAGUGAACAGACCCCCGAGCCACAGCCCCUCUCUCUCGUCUCAACAAGGCGUGACCAGCACCUGCUGCUCACGAAGACAUAAAAAGACGUACCGCAUCCCAAACACCACCAUCACCGGCAGCCGCCCCGGCAGCGUGCAGGAGCUCAGCACCAUCCAGAUCAGAUGUGUGGAGAGGACGCCUCUGUCUAACAGCCGUUCCAGCUUAAAUGCCAAAGUGGAAGAGUGCGUUAAACUAAACUGUGAGCAGCCUUACGUCACUACAGCAAUAAUCAGCAUCCCAACACCUCCAGUCACCACACCUGAAGGAGACGACAGGCCAGACUCUCCUGAGUAUUCGGGAGGAAAUAUUGUCAGAGUAUCUGCAUUAUAAAACAAGGAAUAAUUUAUGAAUUAGCAUAAAGACCACAAGCUGAGCUCGAGCAGUGAAAAACGAGUCAUGAGGAAUGAGAGAGCUGACAAAGACAACGCCCCUUGACGAGUGUGCCAGUGGCCACAGAGCAAGAGGUUCAGGAGAAACAAACUUUGUGGGUUUUGGUGUCGUAGGGUGUGAACCAAAAGGAGUUUCUUACCCCCUGUCUGACUGACGUGCGGUGGAAUCUUCUGUGACCAUCCUGACUUACUAUAUGAGCACAAUGAAAUGUCCCCAUUGAUGCUUCUUCUUAUCAUGAAAGUUCUUUUUAGAAAAAAACACAAAUGAAAAAAUAGAAACCUAUGUUCCUGCUGAAUGCAAAACAAGAAACAUUUUGAUAACAUGUCUUUUUUUUUCCCUGUUAAUAAACCACAAACUUGCUGAAGAACUGUCAAAAAACGAAUGAAAAAAUGCUCAUAUGAAAUAUGUUUGUACUGACUGAAAGAACUACAACCAUAAUGCAUGCUGAAAUUAUUUGAAGCUGUGAUCUCAGUUUACUUUUGUUGUUUUUCAGAUUAGGCAUGAUAAAAUAAUACUGUAGAAAGGGGCAUUUCCGUGCACUUACAACAAGCUGAUUGUUAAUGUUCCAUGGUAGUUGUACAAAUAACUUCCCUUUGAAAAAUGCAGUAUUUCUUACUCAAACACUCAUUAGUGAACUAAAAUUGUUCAGUUAGUUCAAUAUUUACUAUUGUUUUAUCUUGCUUCCUAGGUACUGUUACAACUGCAAUAAGUCAUUGUACACCUGUUGUAUCAGGAAUCAGGAUUUUAUUUUUUUUAAGGUAUUUUACACAACUUCAUCUACACUAUAAACUUCUAAUGACAAACAUUUAAAUAAUCCUACAGCCAAACUGCACCACAGAUUUCUAUUCAGUCAUUGCUCUUUAUGUUCACUGUUCUCUAUUUCUCUGACACUUUGUUGCCCACUCCAACAUAACUGUAUCAUUUGGGAUUUCAAGGAUACUGAUGAAUCAACAGUCCAUUCUUCUAUAGACUACUUGUCUACUUCUGCAUUUUCAGAACAAACUUCCUGUUACAGUUUACUGCUACAAGAGCAAUCCUAUUUGAAUUAAAAUUGCCACAGAGGUGUUUUGGGGAUCAGCUGACACUUGUCUCCAAAUGUUCCUUUCUGACAUUCUGCAGCAUCCAGAGUAUUAGCUACACUGGAAGACAUUGAAAGACAUUCAGUAAAAAUGAUGGCUAUAUUCUUUUUGCAAUUAUCUAUAAACUUGCAUCUUAAAACUUGUUUGAUAAUUUAUAUUGUGUGAAAAACAUUCAAUUACCUAAGAACAGUGACAGAAUAAUGGAUUGAGUCCCAAAGCUAUAAAAAUAUAAUUGAUUUCAAUUGGAAUUUGCCUACAUGGGCAGGCCUAAAAGCUAGUAUGAAGGCUUUACAAGCUAAGGUUUGUUGGCUUCAUUUAUAAAAGACAUUGAUAUUAUCAGAAACCUCUCUGAUAAAAAAGUGUAAUUUUUUUCAUGAGAGUGCAUUAGAUGUAUCAUAAUGUUUCUUAUAUUCAUGACAUACCAUACAUCACAUACAUCAAAUAUACACAGAAUAUGUGCAUAUCAAUACAUACAUAUAUACAUCAAAAACACUGGAUCAGAAAUAACUGCAUGUCUGCAAAAUACAAUAUGCAUAUAAAUCAAAACGCUCAGUGCAUUAGAUGCCAUUACAAUAAAUGAUUAACACAGUUAUUUAAUAGUUUGAGUAGUGUAUGUUUCAGUAUAGUAUUUGCUAGCAUUCUACUGACCUGAAAAUUCACAUUAAAAUACCCAC
Pseudopodoces humilis (Tibetan ground-tit) is the source of this 4109-nucleotide messenger RNA. RefSeq names its product potassium voltage-gated channel subfamily D member 2 (gene KCND2). Gene Ontology annotation, molecular function: A-type (transient outward) potassium channel activity; voltage-gated monoatomic ion channel activity involved in regulation of postsynaptic membrane potential; protein binding. Lineage: Eukaryota; Metazoa; Chordata; Aves; Passeriformes; Paridae. Gene Ontology annotation, cellular component: neuronal cell body; dendritic spine; voltage-gated potassium channel complex. The record is from RefSeq and is a predicted model, not a curated record. Gene Ontology annotation, biological process: potassium ion transmembrane transport; action potential; protein homooligomerization.